AAGUGUUAGGAACAUUCCCCGAGGCCAGAUAUACUGGGUUCUGGAGUUGACAGAGCCUGCAUAAACUUGUAUAUCAUAAGGCGGCAGGCUCUGAUAUUCCAGCUGUUGCCAGCAUGCCUUCGUGACUCCACAAUGCUGUAGGCAGCAGGAUUCUGCGGUGGCAGAGACAGGCUCUGGGUCCCUGAAGCACUUAGCUGCCUUUGCAGACUGAAUGAGCCACAGUCUACAGCAGCAAGCAGGGAUGCAGUCUUUCUGUGCUUAGCAGUGCCAAGCCACAAGACAACCAACAUGUGAAUGAGGACACAACUUUCUCUCAACCAGAAGCCCAGCUCUCUUCCAAGUGUCAACGCCUGCAGACAUCAGCCAUGGAAACUUCUCGUUCUCCUUCACCUCAGUUUGCCCCACAGAAGCUGACAGACAAGCCUCCCCUGCUUAUCCAUGAAGACAACUCAGCAAGAAUUGAGCGGGUGAUGGACAACAACACUACUGUGAAGAUGGUACCCAUAAAAAUAGUGCACUCAGAAAGCCAGCCUGAGAAGGAGAGCCGCCAGAGUCUUGCAUGCCCAGCCGAGCUGCCUGCACUGCCCAGUGGGCUGGAGAGGGACCAGAUCAAGACACUGAGUACAUCCGAGCAGUGUUACUCCCGCUUCUGUGUGUACACACGACAGGAGGUGGAAGCCCCACAUAGAGCCCGCCCCCCAGAGCCACAACCACCUAGUACCUCUGCACCUCCUGUCAGAGAUACCUGUUUCUCUCCUCCAUUCCUCAACUAUGGGAAGGCCAAGGAGAAAACCAUGGAUGACUUGAAGUCUGAAGAAUUAGCCAGGGAGAUUGUGGGAAAGGACAAAUCAUUGGCUGACAUCUUGGACCCCAGUGUGAAGAUCAAAACCACCAUGGAUCUGAUGGAGGGAAUUUUUCCCAAAGAUGAGUACCUCCUGGAGGAAGCUCAGCAACGGAGAAAGCUGCUCCCCAAAGUCCCUUCACUCAGAGUCACAGAGGACAAGAAACAGGACCCCGGUGUGCUAGGGGUUGUGUCCUUGGCCACCAAUUCUACCUAUUACAGCACAUCAGCCCCCAAGGCGGAACUGCUUAUCAAGAUGAAGGACCUACAGGAGCCUGAGGAGUAUUCAGGGGGUGACUUGGACCAUGACCUGUCCAUUAAGAAGCAAGAGCUCAUUGACAGUAUCAGCCGCAAGCUGCAGGUGCUCCGGGAAGCCCGGGAAAGCCUGCUAGAGGACAUCCAAGCGAACAAUGCUCUUGGGGAUGAGGUGGAAGCCAUUGUGAAAGAUGUCUGCAAGCCCAAUGAGUUUGACAAGUUCCGGAUGUUCAUUGGGGACCUGGACAAAGUGGUGAACCUCCUGCUGUCACUGUCAGGGCGCCUGGCUCGUGUAGAAAAUGCCCUCAAUAAUUUGGAUGACAGUCCUUCUCCUGGAGACCGGCAGUCACUGUUGGAGAAACAAAGAGUCCUAACCCAGCAACAUGAGGAUGCCAAGGAGCUUAAAGAGAACCUGGACCGCCGUGAGCGCAUUGUGUUUGAUAUACUGGCCACCUACCUCAGCGAGGAGAACCUGGCUGAUUAUGAGCACUUUGUGAAGAUGAAGUCGGCUCUCAUCAUUGAGCAGCGAGAGCUGGAAGAUAAAAUCCACCUGGGUGAAGAGCAGCUCAAGUGCUUGUUUGACAGCCUACAGCCUGAGAGAAGCAAAUGAGAAGCCCAUUCCCACAGAAGGUAGACACUGAGCUUUGAAGAUUGCCUGGGACUACAUGAGUGAACCCAAGCCUAUUUGCCUAUCUCUGGAAAGACACACUCUAGAGCCACUAGGCUAGUAAAAAAGCAAUAAUGUCCUGUUAGUGUGUGAUGAUUUGUUUUUGUUUUUAAUUUCUGUUGGUUUGCUGAGCAGAGUCUCGUACCACAUGUGGCUUCACAGGAUGCCAGGCUUUCAUAGUCAUCAAGGGUCCUCUAGUAUGUCCAAUGGCUGGACCCACAGUAUAUGCAAGCAUUCCUUUGCAACAGUGGCACUGUUACUCCUCCCUUGUGUAGAUGCCAAAUACAUCUCUACAAUGCAUGAGAGAAAAGACCCUUGUGAUUUAGCCAGGCAUGGACUGCUGUGUGUUCUGUUCUUGUUCAUUCAACAAUGUGAGCAUUCAUCAGUCUAUCAUCAAUACGUUCUCUGUCCCAGUAAAAAUCAGUGAUGAUGAUAAUUUAUUGAUGUGUGGAAAAGAUGAACCAUUUCCUAGUAGUUAAAAGCCAACUAUGAAAUGAACAACCUACAUAUUUGGUUCACUCAUUCCAAGAUUAAAACCAUCACAUAACUUGUAUGCAUGCUUUGAAACACCCAAAAUAAACAGAUAGCUAGCAUCCUUGUCAAAUCUUAAAUAAUUUCUAACCGAGAAACAUUACUUAGUUAAAAGUGUGUCUACUAAUAAUGUUAUUGCUUGUUCUUUAUUUCCUGAGACCAAUGGAAUAUUUUGAAGUUUCCUUCCCCAGAAUACUAAUUUGUUUGUGUACAUGAUCCUUAAUGAUAAUCAGUGGCUUAUCUUCUUUUUACCAUUCUGCCUGUUACCAUGGGCCACAUGCCAUGUGGUCCUCUGGUCAGAGGUCCUGUAGAGUGACUAGUGCUUACAUUUGAAACAGAAUUUUGUCCUUAACAGUUGAAAUGGCAAGGUGACAAAUAGAGUAUUUACUCAUUAAAGCAACAGUUGACAGGACAGAAAAUGGGAGAAAACAUGUAAAUUAUGUGUCUGAUUUGCUGCUCAUUUUCUUUUUGUUAUUUGUUUUCAAAGAGUGUCAUUUAACCCAGAUUGGCUUCAAACUCCCUAUAUAAUCCAAAUGACCUUGAACUCUUGAUCCUCCUGCCUCCACUUCCUGAGUUCUGGGUUCAACAGCAUACCCCUCUUCAUGGCUUCAUACUGAUAAACAAUUUGUAUAAAGAACUCCCAACCCCCAACACUAGGAAACAAAUGUUUUGAAAAAAGUGGGCAAAAGAUUUGACUAGACACUUCACCAAAGAGAAUAUUUAUAUGGCGGAUAAAUGCAUAAAAAAUGUUCAGCCACCAAAGGGGUGUAUAACUUACAUUAAAUGUAUGUAUAUUUGGUGUAGUUCAAAAGAUGUUUAUGUAACUAAAUGCAUGGUGAGUGACCAUCAAGUCUCCCUGGUAACUUGAUGUUUAGGCAUUACUAGUCUUUGUUUAAUCAAGGGAUUAUUUAAAUCAAAUUUUCCCCUGAUAUUGCAGCACAUGCAAAGAUUUCCCUCUCUUAGCAGUUAACACAACCAUUCCAAAAUACAUGUGCACAUUUAUAUCCAUGUGUAUAUGCAUAUGUUCACACUCCCAUAUGAACCAGAAUCCAUGCUUCCUGAGCCAGAGAAACAGAAGCUGACACCAUAAGCUCUGGUGAAGAUGGUAGUACCCUCUAUAGAGCUGAGUCAAGAAGGGCAAGCUUCUGCACCACACACCACAGAUGGCCUUGCUCACAGCCUACCACUGUCCAUCAGAAGAAAAAUCUUUGCAAAAGUGUUGAUUCAUAUUAAAUGAAGCUACUUCUACCUUUUGAAGUCUCUGAUCUGCCACUGCAGACUCUUCCUUCUUCCACUUGGUUUUCCCUUGCUGUGAAUGUGGGUCAUGUCAGAAAACAUGAUUCUGGCUGUCCACAAACUUUCCAAGGAAUUAAAGACUAUUUUGUUUUUAAUUUACAACAAACUAUUUACCUGUGGUUCUUUACCCCCAAAUACAGUGUUGUGAACAUCUUAAUGAAAUGUGUGUAAAAUGUGUAUAAUGGAAUUUUGUUUGUAACCUGCCUCUUCUUUGUUGCUUCAGGAUUGUCUGUUAUGGAGAAAAAUAUGUAGUGCUCUAGCAUGCUUGUAAUGAAACACAUAACAAUUAUGACCUUCCUGUCUAUUCUCUACUUGCCUGUUCAAUGUCUGAUUAGCAGGGACCCAAUAAUUCCAGAGAGUCCAUGUAAUAUGUCUAUGAAUAAGUGAUUCUAUUUCAUAAGAAAUAAUCUGGUGCUAAUGGUUGGUCCUUGGCAUGCAUAGGUGUUGGCAUGGGCACAGCUAUGGAGCUCUGUACACACACUGACCUUGCUUGUGGUCAGCUUUUGUGGCUUUAUCCUUAACUCCACCCUGGCCAAUAUGCACAUUCAUGCUUGAUGCUUACCACUUAUCAACAGAUUCUCUUGCUUGACUUUAACAAAAUAAAGUGUCUCUUCAAAUGAAAGAAGGAUGUCUUUAUUUCUUACAUUAUAGCUUUGUAAAAAGAAUAAAAAUAGCAGUGCUGGGCAUGUCU
Psammomys obesus (fat sand rat) is the source of this 4281-nucleotide messenger RNA. It is a transcript of the gene Shroom2, whose product is annotated as shroom family member 2. Gene Ontology annotation, biological process: actin filament organization. Gene Ontology annotation, molecular function: actin filament binding. Lineage: Eukaryota; Metazoa; Chordata; Mammalia; Rodentia; Muridae. Gene Ontology annotation, cellular component: cortical actin cytoskeleton; apical junction complex; adherens junction. The record is from RefSeq and is a predicted model, not a curated record. The coding region runs from base 366 to 1706 and encodes 446 amino acids. The transcript has 6 exons.